Schistocerca americana (American grasshopper) is the source of this 2137-nucleotide messenger RNA. Its product is annotated as V-type proton ATPase subunit d. The transcript is spliced from 7 exons. Gene Ontology annotation, biological process: proton transmembrane transport; vacuolar acidification; vacuolar transport. Lineage: Eukaryota; Metazoa; Arthropoda; Insecta; Orthoptera; Acrididae. The record is from RefSeq and is a predicted model, not a curated record. Gene Ontology annotation, cellular component: early endosome; plasma membrane proton-transporting V-type ATPase complex; vacuolar proton-transporting V-type ATPase complex. Gene Ontology annotation, molecular function: proton-transporting ATPase activity, rotational mechanism. Bases 276 to 1322 code for a protein of 348 amino acids.
CUGGAAGCUGCAAAACAAUUACGGAAGGUAACAAAAAUAUUGUCGUUGAGAAACAGGAGAGUGCGUUGAUUGUGUAUCUUACUGGAAUAUCUAAUUAUUUAUGAGAAUUAAUCGAGGAAAGACCUUGAUGAUAAGACUAUUUCUUGUGAAAUAAAGUCUCUGACACAUCACAUGACAGUUGAUUGGAAGUGGAGCAAGUGGGAAGGGCCGAGUGUUAUAGAAGUGCAGUGUAAAUAUAUAAAAAAAUCAAUUGUUAUUUUCUUUACAAAUUCGAAAUGAUUGGAUGUAUGUUCAAUAUUGAUGCUGGUUACUUGGAAGGCCUCUGUAGAGGGUUCAAAUGUGGAAUUUUGAAACAGGCAGAUUACUUGAACUUAGUGCAAUGUGAAACUCUUGAAGAUCUGAAGUUACAUCUUCAGGGCACAGAUUAUGGAAGCUUCUUAGCAAAUGAACCAAGUCCACUCCAAGUGUCUGUCAUCGAUGAUAAGCUGAGAGAAAAAUUGGUUAUCGAAUUUCAGCACAUGAGACAUCAUGCAGUUGAACCAUUGUCCACUUUUCUGGACUAUAUUACGUACAGCUACAUGAUAGAUAACAUCAUUCUUCUUAUCACUGGAACCUUACACCAGCGACCAAUAUCAGAAUUGAUCCCAAAGUGUCACCCACUCGGGAGUUUCGAACAGAUGGAGGCUAUUCAUGUUGCUGCAACACCUGCAGAACUAUACAGUGCAGUCUUGGUUGACACACCACUAGCUCCGUUCUUUGUGGACUGCAUCAGUGAACAAGAUCUUGAUGAAAUGAAUAUAGAAAUAAUACGAAACACCCUGUACAAGGCAUACUUAGAAGCAUUCUACUCUUUCUGCAAAGAACUUGGUGGUACAACAGCUGACACUAUGUGUGAAAUUCUUGCUUUUGAAGCAGAUAGACGAGCAAUUAUUAUUACAAUAAAUUCAUUUGGCACUGAAUUAACAAAGGAUGAUCGUGCCAAACUGUAUCCUCGUUGUGGGAAGCUACAUCCUGACGGUCUAGCUGCUUUGGCACGUGCAGAUGACUAUGAACAAGUAAAAGCUGUAGCUGAAUACUAUGCUGAAUACAGUGCUUUAUUUGAAGGUGCAGGGAACAACCCAGGAGAAAAAACACUGGAGGACAAAUUCUUUGAACAUGAGGUACGAUUGAAUGUGAAUGCAUUUUUACAACAGUUCCACUUUGGUGUGUUCUAUUCGUAUUUGAAACUGAAGGAACAGGAAUGUCGUAACAUUGUAUGGAUUGCAGAAUGUGUUGCCCAGAAACACAGGGCAAAAAUUGAUAACUACAUUCCAAUAUUCUGAGACAAUUUCCACUACUGUAAUAUAUUUAAAAGUUAUGUGCUGAAGACCAGUGAUAUGUCUUCACUUAGUGUGUAAAAACAAAACCUGACUUUUCGUUGCGUGUGUCACUCUUUUUAUUUGGUAACUCAUUAAAUUAUGCAAUAAUAAAGCGUGCAUAAAGUACACCAUGAAUUUGUAAAUAGAAUUGUCAUAUUGUUUCCCACAUCCUUUCACAGUAAAGUAUUAUGGGCUGGGGUAUAUAAGGGCAAUAGGUGUAACAAUGUUUUGGUGGAAGUAUAGUGUGUACUGGAUAAUGAUUGUAUAAAAGUAUUAAAAUUGAAAGAAUAUACAUUCUUCAAAUUUUGUAGUGUUUGUAUUUUUUUGCCUUCAAUAGUAAUCGUACACUGUCAUUUAGAGGAACUAUUUCAGUGUCUUAAAUUAGAACAACUCCCAUGUACAUAUUUUGGCAUGUGUUCAGUAUUAAUAUAUAUUGAUUUAUACCAUAGAAGACAUGUUUUUAAGCACAGUAUGUAAAACUGACAUUGUUAAAAAAUAUUAAUUAUUGUAUUAAAUAUUCAUUGUGACCCCAAAUUUUGUACAUAUAGGAUAGUGGUUUACAUAGCAAAAAUGUGACUGCAGAAAAUUUUAUUGUGAUGUAAUAUUUUGUUUCCCAGUCUGUGUUGUACAUUCCUGUUAUUACAGACGCAUGUGUCAUAUACCUGUACAUCAUGUAAUAUUUGUGUGUGUGUGUGUGUGUGUGUGUGUGUGUGUGUGUUAAAGCCACAGAUUGUACAAACUAUGUAUUAUCCAAGAAAUACAGUUUUCUUCACAAAUCA